CUUAACCUGGAAGACCUUUUUGUUUGUAGAAGGGACAAAAAUGACCUCCUCUCCAAUAAAUGUGACGGCUGAGGAUGGAGUAGGGCUUUUUGCCCCUUUUGGGGAAGGUAUUCUAUGGCAGAAGAAUGUGACUCAAGCUACAAAUGUCACUUCCCAAGUUCCUCACAGAUUUGUGCAACCUCCGUGGCGUAUAGCCCUUUGGUCAUUGGCUUAUGGAUCAAUGGUGGCUGUUGCUGUAUUUGGUAAUAUCAUUGUCAUGUGGAUCAUACUAGCUCACAAAAGAAUGAGGACAGUCACAAACUAUUUUCUGGUCAGCUUGGCUUUCUCUGAUGCAUCAAUGGCUGCUUUCAAUACCUUGGUGAAUUUCAUAUAUGCUCUUCACAAUGAAUGGUACUUUGGGGAGGCAUAUUGCAGAUUCCACAACUUCUUUCCCAUUACAGCUAUCUUUGCCAGCAUCUACUCCAUGUCUGCUAUAGCUGUGGAUAGAUAUAUGGCGAUUAUUAAUCCUUUGAAGCCACGUCUAUCUGCUACUUCAACAAAAGUGGUCAUUGGAAGUAUCUGGGUGUUUGCAUUUGUGCUGGCCUUCCCUCAGUGCCUUUAUUCCGAAAUCAAAGUGACACCAAGAAGGACGCUAUGCUUGCUGGUCUGGCCAGGGUUUGGGAAAAAAUUAACGUACCAAAUAAUUGUGGUUCUGUUUGUAUAUUGCUUCCCAUUAUUGGUCAUGGGCAUAACAUACACAAUUGUUGGAAUAACGCUGUGGGGAGGAGAAAUACCUGGAGACACAUCUGACAAAUACCAUGAACAGCUUAGGGCAAAAAGAAAGGUGGUGAAAAUGAUGAUUGUGGUGGUGGUCACCUUUGCAAUUUGUUGGCUUCCCUACCAUAUAUUUUUUAUUGUAACUGCACUUGAUAUCAAAGUGGAAAGGUGGAAAUACAUCCAGCAAAUCUACUUAGCAAUUUUUUGGCUGGCAAUGAGUUCAACAAUGUACAACCCCAUAAUAUAUUGCUGUCUGAAUAAAAGAUUUCGUGCUGGUUUUAAAAGAGCAUUCAGAUGGUGUCCUUUUAUUGAAGUAUCCAGUUAUGAUGAACUAGAGCUCAAAUCCACCAGGUUCCACCCAACAAGACAAAGCAGUCUAUAUACGGUAUCCAGAAUGGAAUCCAGCAUGACUGUUGUGUUUGACCCAAAUGAUGGAGAAAGCUCCAGGCCUAUUCAUAGCCACAAGAAAAGAGGUGCUUCUAGCGAAUCAACAUUAAAUGGUUGUUCCCGAAAAAACUCUACAGAUGCCUCCACAAAUUCCAUUUUCAUUAGUUCACCUUGUACAUCAGUAGAUUGUUAUUCAUGA
This is a messenger RNA of Bufo bufo (common toad), 1342 nucleotides long. It is a transcript of the gene TACR3, whose product is annotated as tachykinin receptor 3. NCBI's taxonomy places the organism in Eukaryota, Metazoa, Chordata, Amphibia, Anura, Bufonidae. Gene Ontology annotation, cellular component: sperm midpiece; plasma membrane. The transcript has 5 exons. Gene Ontology annotation, molecular function: tachykinin receptor activity. Gene Ontology annotation, biological process: positive regulation of flagellated sperm motility; G protein-coupled receptor signaling pathway. The coding region runs from base 41 to 1342 and encodes 433 amino acids. The record is from RefSeq and is a predicted model, not a curated record.